AUGGCAACAAUACUAACUCGACGUUUAACAUCGAAUAUUUCAUUGACUAAUAAUCGACAAUUUUGGAGUUGGCUUAAUUUUGUUUGGAACAAAUAUGAUCGAAAACGUGUUCAAGAAAUUGGUCCUGAUCGUGCUUGUGCUGAAUGGUUAUUACGAUGUAGUGGUUCAGUACGUUUUAAAAAUUGGAAUUCAAUAACAUCAGAUUAUAAUGCUAUACCAAGUGGUGGAGCACCAGAACAAUGUAAAAUUGAAGAAAUUCGUGCUAUUAAAGCUUGUAUUACAUCUGAUGGUUUUGCUUAUUUAGAUGGAUUAACUGAUUUGAAAAAAAUUCAUUUAGAAAAAUGUGAUCAAGUUGGUGAUGGUUCAAUUAUACGAUUUAAAAAAGUUAAUAAUACAUUAGAAUCUAUAGCAUUAAUUGAUCUUGUUCAAAUAAGUGAAAAUGGUCUUGGUAAUUUAACUGAUUUAAAAAAUUUAAAACAAAUCAUUUUGGCACGUCUACCAGGUAUUAAAAAUCGUGAAGGUAUAAUCAAAUUAUUGCAUAAUGAAUUACCAAAAUGUACUGUUAAUUAUGAUGAUGAUUAUCCACCUGCUCCUGAACUUAAAGAUAAAUGA
Molecule: messenger RNA, 612 nt
Organism: Rotaria sp. Silwood2
Lineage: Eukaryota; Metazoa; Rotifera; Eurotatoria; Philodinida; Philodinidae
Source: the annotation of a GenBank genome assembly